Messenger RNA from Rotaria socialis, 1050 nucleotides. The record is from the annotation of a GenBank genome assembly. Lineage: Eukaryota; Metazoa; Rotifera; Eurotatoria; Philodinida; Philodinidae.
AUGAAGAAAACGCGGAAUAUUGGAGGAUUUCAAUGGAUUCUUUGUCAAAAAGAUAUGUCAUUUGAAGAUUUUGCUUCAACAUAUACACGUUCAUUUGGUCAAACACCAAUACGUAUCAUUCGUAUGUCAUCACCCUUGACAGCUUAUUCUGGUUCGAAUGAUCAACCGUAUCGUCAUCUUGUACUAUUAUGUCAACCACAUUUUACGUCGAAAUCCAUUUCAAUAGCAUUUUAUUUAAAUGGUACAGCUUAUUUUGAAUACUUAACUGAAGAUAAAAUUCGACAACGUUUACAACUAUUAAAUAAUUCACGUAGGACACCAUUUCAUUGUGACAAUUUAGAGUCUAUUUUAUCACGUUUCAAAACAAUGUUAUCAACCGACGCAAUGAAACAAGAUAAUAAUGAAUUACACGCGAAACUUUUAUCGGAACGAUUAUUAUCUGUUGAAAUAUAUCAAGACGAUUUAAAGUUUAAAUUUCGCUGUGAUGAGCGUCCACAGUUAUUUGAACAACAUUAUGUUAGACAAUUAUUAAUACAAGUUAACGAAUUAUCACAACGACAAGCAUAUCUAUGUGAACUGUUAGAACAUAAAGAUCAAUUACCACAAUUCGAUGCAAAGCUUUUUCUCAAUACGCCAACAACACUUGAUGACGAUGAAGAAGAUUCCGAUGAAGAUGAUGAAAUUUUAUCGUCGUCAACAACUGGUCGUUUAUGGAAAACAGCUUUUGGUCGUCGUGAUGGUUCACAAUUUCUUGAUAUAUGUCUUCUUAAAAAAGCCUACAUUAAAACAUUAGAAGAAAUGAGCGAUGAUGAUCACGAUGAAGCAGAAGAAGAAGAAAAAAAAGAUCUUGACACCAUUUCAUCUAUUGUAGAUACACUUGUUGAUCAAACUGUUGUUCGAAUUGAUCAACAAAAUGAUGAUGAUGAAAUCGUUUUAGCAGAACGAAUUGGUAAACGUUCAUUGACAACAUCAACAGUGAAUUUCGAAAGUGGUACACAAAAAAUAAAACGAUUACGAAGCACUACAGCUAGUGCAAAUGUUUCUAUUUAA